This is a messenger RNA of Penicillium subrubescens, 663 nucleotides long. Its product is annotated as PMF1/NNF1 family protein. Gene Ontology annotation, cellular component: MIS12/MIND type complex. The transcript has 2 exons. The record is from RefSeq and is a predicted model, not a curated record. NCBI's taxonomy places the organism in Eukaryota, Fungi, Ascomycota, Eurotiomycetes, Eurotiales, Aspergillaceae. The coding region runs from base 1 to 663 and encodes 220 amino acids. Gene Ontology annotation, biological process: chromosome segregation.
AUGGCAGGCCCCAAUUCCCACCCACCACCAACCGACCACCCCGCGCCCGGUCUCCGCGCCUCACGCCUCCACCAAGUCUUCGACCAAGCGCUCGCGCGCACACUCCGGGCAAACUCCUACGCCAAUUUCGCCGGUUGUUUCCCGACGCCAGCGCGACAUGUCCCGGCUAGUUUGGAGAGUGUGUGGAGACAGUUGAAUGCGAAGUUGGAGGAGAGUGCUAAGGCGGAAUUUGAGGAGAUUAUUGAGGAGAGAGAUGCUGUGAGGCAUUUGAAUGAUUUGGAUAGGUUGGUUAGUGAGGCGAAGGUGCGGAGGGAGAAGGGGAAGGGGAAGGAGGAGGAGGAUGGGGGUGGGCCGGGGUCUGGGAAUGCGCUGCAUACCCUUGGUGCGGAGGAGCUGUAUAGGGCUCAUUUGACGCCGUACCUGCAGGAAGCGCAGGCGACCCUGAAUGGCAAACUUGGGGAAACACAUGCGCAGAAUGCAGAGUUGGCGCAGACAGUACAGGCGCAGAGGCGGGAGAUUGAGAAACUUCUUGCGCACCUCGAGUCUGUCGUUACGGAUAUCGAGGGUGCUGCGACGGCGGCUACGGAAUUCAGCAAGGAACAUCAUAUUCGUCAGGACGCGAUUCAAAUGGACCGGGAAGUUAACGCCCACCCGGGCGUGUAA